Messenger RNA from Caretta caretta (loggerhead turtle), 942 nucleotides. Its product is annotated as olfactory receptor 5G9-like. The record is from RefSeq and is a predicted model, not a curated record. NCBI's taxonomy places the organism in Eukaryota, Metazoa, Chordata, Testudines, Cheloniidae. Gene Ontology annotation, biological process: G protein-coupled receptor signaling pathway. Gene Ontology annotation, molecular function: olfactory receptor activity; G protein-coupled receptor activity. Gene Ontology annotation, cellular component: membrane.
GAGAUGAAAAAGGGAAAUCACUCAGUGGUGACGGAGUUUGUUCUCUCAGGACUGACAGAUCGUCCAGAGCUUCAGGUCCCUCUCUUUGUGUUGUUCCUAGUGAUCUACAUUGUCACCUUGGUGGGGAAUCUGGGGAUGAUCGUGUUAAUCAAGAUUGACUCCCGUCUCCACACCCCCAUGUACUUUUUCCUCGGUCAUUUGUCUUUCUCUGAUCUCUGCUAUUCCUCCAUAAUUUCCCCUAGGAUGCUGCUGAACUUCUUAGCCGAGAGUAAAAGGAUUUCGUACAAUGCCUGCGCUGUGCAAAUGUAUCUCUUUGGUACUUUUGGUCAUGUAGAUUGCCUCCUGCUGGCUGUGAUGGCAUACGACCGUUAUGUGGCCAUCUGUAACCCGCUGCUCUAUACAGUCACCAUGUCCCGAUGGCUCUGUCAUCAGCUGGUGGCUGGGGUGUAUGCCGUGGGCUUGCUGGACUCAAUGGUACACACCGUUUUUACUUUUCGUUUAUCAUUCUGCAACUCCAAUGCCAUCAAUCAUUUCCUCUGUGAUGUUCCUCCGGUAUUGUCGCUCUCCUGUUCCGACACACGCGUCAAUGAGAUUGUGAUGUUUGUCUCGACUGGCUGCUUGGUCGUGAGCAGCAUUGUGAUCAUUCUCCUCUCCUACGCAUAUAUCAUCAUCACCAUCCUGCGGAUCCGCUCCGCCGAGGGCAGGCGCAAAGCCUUCUCCACCUGCACCUCCCACCUGACGGCCGUGGCCAUGUUCCAUGGCUCCCUCCUCUUCAUGUAUUUCCGACCCUCCACCAGUUACUCCCUGGACACUGACAAAAUAGCCUCUGUGUUCUACACGGUGGUGAUCCCCAUGCUGAACCCCUUGAUCUACAGCCUGAGGAACAAGGAGGUGAAAGAUGCCCACUGGAAAGUGAUGCACAAAUUGCUCACUUUCUCUUGA